Molecule: messenger RNA, 2633 nt
Organism: Salvelinus fontinalis (brook trout)
Lineage: Eukaryota; Metazoa; Chordata; Actinopteri; Salmoniformes; Salmonidae
Product: homeobox protein Hox-C5-like
Exons: 2
Coding region: 185-907 (240 amino acids)
Biological process (GO): regulation of transcription by RNA polymerase II; anterior/posterior pattern specification
Cellular component (GO): nucleus
Molecular function (GO): DNA-binding transcription factor activity, RNA polymerase II-specific; RNA polymerase II cis-regulatory region sequence-specific DNA binding
Source: RefSeq, a predicted model, not a curated record
UUAGGAUAAAACCCCAUGAACUUCAAAAGAGCUACAAAUCAAACGCAAUAAUAAUAACAAACCGUUACAACUGCUAUCUGUAGGCCUACAUAUUUUACAAUUAUCGGGUUACAUAAAAACUUGAAUGCAAUAAUUUAGUCCAUAUAAAUGCUUCCAUUUCGUUUCCUUAGCGUUUUCUCUUGAAAUGAGCUCUUACGUAGCCAACUCAUUGUUUAAGCAAACUCACGAGGCGUCAGCCUUCGCUUUGAACAACCAUGGAUACGGCUCUAGCCCCGAACUCAACUUGUCCGGCUACUGUGGUUUUGGAGGGCAUGAUCACCGGGGGUCAUUCGCGUCCCCGCCGUCUUCGAGCGCCCUUGGCAUGGUAGAGAUGAACUCUGGGCUGCAUGGCAAUCCUGGCGACCUUACACUACGACCAGAGUCUUCCACAGGAGACGCUUCCCAGAGACGCCACAUGAACGAGCAGACAAGCCGCCAGGGUUCUCUAAAUCUCGGACUGUAUUGUCGCAAACCCGAGACGGACUCGGAUUUCAGCGAAAUGCAUAUCUGCAAGACUCAAACAGGCGAGAUCAAAGUCGUAACUUUGCAACCCGUCCAGCCAGUAAGACAAGGAAACCAUUCUACUCAGCCACAAACCAGCGAACCGCAACCACAAAUAUAUCCCUGGAUGACUAAACUACACAUGGGUCACGAGGCUGACGGUAAAAGGUCAAGGACGAGUUACACGCGCUACCAAACUCUGGAGUUGGAGAAAGAGUUCCAUUUCAACCGGUAUCUGACGCGUCGUAGGCGCAUCGAGAUCGCCCAUACUCUCUGUCUGAACGAGAGGCAGAUCAAAAUCUGGUUCCAGAACCGCCGAAUGAAGUGGAAGAAGGACUCAAAGCUUAAAAUUAAAGAGUCAAUCUAAAACAUGGAGCCAUUUUCAAACGUUAUCAACGUUCCUUAGAGAUGUCAUUCAAAGACUGUCAGCACCACCCAUGUUUCCAAACAGUGACUUUUGUGAUGCGAUGUUUCAGUGUGAUGAAAAAUAUUGAACAUUCUUCGAUUAUGGAUCUGAUUAUGUAAUAUACCUGUCAUUUGGUUUGAAUAUUGUAUGGUUUUAUUUUCUAUCUUUGAAUAUGUACUUGUUCAGCAGAGUCUUAUAUAACUUGUGAGAAUGGAAACGCUUGAAAUAUAUUAAUUCGCGAAAAUUGUAACAUUUCAUCACUUCCCUUUUUUUACCUUAAAGUAUUUUAAAGUUGAACGUUUUAUUGUUAUUAUCGUAUUACCACAUUUAAGUCAUUUAGCAGACGCUCUUAUCCAGAGCGACUUACAAAUUGGUGCAUUCACCUUAUGACAUCCAGUGGAACAGCCACUUUACAAUAGUGCAUCUAGAUCUUUUAAGGGGGGGGGCAGAAGGAUUGCUUUAUCCUAGGUAUUCCUUGAAGAGGUGGGGUUUCAGGUGUUACCACUGUACUAUCACUAUUGUUUUCUUCGUGAGAGGUGCCUAUUAUUUAUAUAAAAAAACAUCAAGAAGGUAAAUUCCUUGUAGUUUAUCUUCAAACUCCUUAAGUAAUUAUUUUCUGUUUGUGUUUUUUAUCAGCCCCGUUUAUUAAACAACCAGGGAUCUUAAGAUGUAACAUAGACACAUUUUAGUAAAUUGCGAGGGCUAUAUCAUUCUGUGAUUGUAUUUAAAAUAGUCCACAGAAAAUGAUUGGUUUUGGACAUAAAGUGUCGUGAGAACAGUGAUAUACUUAAACCUUACUAUACAUUUCGUAGUUAACAUGUAUACUGUGAAUGGGUUCCUCAUGUGAAAAGGUAUAUUGUAUUAGGCUACAUAACUUGCCAGUAUAGGCAGGGGCUUCAUAUUUGGGGGAAACAUAAUAUUUGGCCUGAUUGUUGACUAAAAUCUGACUCAAUGUGCCAAGUAUGAUCGUGGGAUUUGUUUUUAAACCCCAGCAUUACAUUUGUCACAAAUCAUUAUUAGCAAUUUAGAAUAUUUUGUAAAACACGAAAAAUACAUGUAGUGGCAGAUUACAGCUGAGAAUUGGGCAAUAGCCCACACAUCCUACAUUUCCUGCACAUUUCAGAUUAAUGGGGAACAUGGGCAACCAAAAAGACAACCUGUAGUCUAGAAUUUAUGUAGGCCUAAUGUGUAACUUAUGUUCACUUCAAUAAUUAUUAAUUAUUAAUGUGCCUAAGGUUUGAAAGUGAAGAACACAAACAUGGUAUUCCUUUUCUUCUGAAAACGUAUCUCUCCAACUAAUGUGAGAUUAUGGGUUGACAUAAAGGUUGUCAUGAGGCAGGAGACUCAUUCCUCACUUAUACAACUUUGAAGGCCUUGUAGGUAAAACAAAUUCACAUAUUACAUUGAACAUAUUCUUGACCAAGUUUCUUUUCACUUUGUAGAAAUAAUAAUAAUCUAUUGAGUGGUUUAAUGUAGGAUGAGCCUCUGGAACGAAAUGCACUUGAAUGAUUGAAUUACCUAUAUUAACUAGAACAGUUAGCACCAUAGUAUAGCUUAGAUUUAAAUGUGCUCAUCUUGAUUACAGAUAGCUGAAGUUUUAUCGUUGAAGUGAACUGAAAUCUUGAGGAGAAAGGCAUUCGUGCUAUGUUUGUGUUUUAAGUCAUGAAAUAAAGAUGGGUGAAUUUGG